Thermothielavioides terrestris NRRL 8126 is the source of this 6115-nucleotide messenger RNA. RefSeq lists its product as uncharacterized. The record is from RefSeq and is a predicted model, not a curated record. Gene Ontology annotation, molecular function: protein binding. Lineage: Eukaryota; Fungi; Ascomycota; Sordariomycetes; Sordariales; Chaetomiaceae. The coding region runs from base 143 to 5749 and encodes 1868 amino acids. The transcript has a single exon.
GCAUCUCCUUGCUCAUCAAAUCAAACACCGCCUUCCACUCCAAACUCCAGACUCCAGACUGCCGGAUCCCACGCCUUUCAUGGCCGCUUGACAUCGGCGCCUCUGCCGCCAGCACCGCAUCGAUAUCCGCCACAUGCCUACCAUGGGGCACGCCUGGCUGGACUCGCUGUCCGAGGACUGGGUCUCCCAGCCCGGGUCGGACGCAUCCGCCGCCGCAUCGCCCUCUGCGGACACGAAGCCGCUGCCGAAGCCGAAGAUGCCUAGCAGGAUCCCGCGCUUCAGUCCCCGCGCCAAGAAAUACCCGAGUAACGGUGCGGAGGCCAACAACAACAGCACGGCCAGUCACAACGCCAGCAGCGGCAGCAACGUCCUUGGCGAACGAAGCAUUAACGAGCGGCUUGCCGCCCUGUCUCGCCGCACCCCGUCUAAGCUCUCGCAGGAGCUCAGCCCAGGCGGUGUCCGUGACUGCCUUGCCUGCCGCACUCGCACUGCCUCCAUGUCGACGACCAACUCGGUCGUCCGCAGGUCCAUUCAUCGCAAAUCCACGAGCGCAUCGCAGAGCAAGGGCAAAGGAGGCGAGACGCCCGAGUGGAAGCGACGCCUGGUCUACGGAGAACUCUCUUACGGGGAGCAGCGGGACCUUUUCACCUCGGCCGGGGAAGGUCUAGAGAACAUCUUCAAGCCGCCCCAAGCAGCAACGCCUGGUCCGUCACGGGACGGCGAAACCGAAGUCUAUCGUCAGGAAAAGGAGUCACGAUUGGAUGCUACCGUGCCAUCUAGUCCCCCGCCACAUCAACGCAACCCCUCGACCGUCGAUAUCCACGUGGACGAGUCGAUGCAGGAAGAAUUGCCCCCGAAAGAGCAGAAAAGGGCCGUCACGUCGAUGCGAUAUAGGCGCACCGAAGAAUCGGCCGAUACAAGCAAGGCUUCCGCGUUGAGCUUGCCCGAUUCUGCGAACCGGUCGCGGGGAGCCUCCGUCGCCAACCACACCGCCCUCACCGACGACGUGGCCGGCGAGUCGCGCAAGGUCAGUGGCCGGAGCGACGUGCGCUACGAGGACUUCAGCCCCAUCUUGCUCGAGCGGCGCCAAGCUAGCAACGGCCAGACGACCUUCAGUCCCGCGGAGCUCCCUCCCGACGAACUCCGCAAGCGACUGGAGACGCUCCAGCGCAGUCAGAGGUUCCUCACCGGUGAUGCCGACGCCGACGAGGGCUCUGCCGAGAACAACGCCACGUCACAAAAUGUCGACGCAACAGAAGAUUACGGUAAACUCGGAGCCUUCGUCAAUUUUCAGAGGGGCGGCCGAUCCAACGAGGGAUCAUUCCGCAACCACAUGCUGAGCUCCGCUCUCAACGACAGCUCUGAGCUCCAUCCGGAGGAGUCCCUGCAGGCGAGCACGCCCAAGCAGUAUCCCACUGUCCGAGUCGAGCGCUGGGACUCGGCCGAGAACCUCCCGGCUGGCAGCCCGGACCUUCCCCCUGCUCCCCAUCCCAGCCCUGAGAAGCGGCCUAUGCCCCCGCAGCCCGCCGUGGGUGGCAGCCCGCUGAAACUUUUCCAGCCUUACGACACUUUCACCAGUCAGACACUGCUGAGACGAGUGAGUCAAAUGCACGGAGAAGCUGGCGAGAGUUCUUUCUCGAUAGCCGUCGAUGGAAACAGCGGACAACAAGUGGAACACCCGGCUUGGUUGCGUCCUCCGGCGAGCGGACGCCGGAGCAGGGACCCGCCCUCCGCUUAUGCCAACCGGUUCGGCGCCGGAGAGCUCGAUGGAUACGAAUUCAAUGAGGACUUCUCUCACAUAACCAACGAUGUCUCCGGCCUGGACGGGGACAAGGAGAACCGUGGCCCGGCCGAUGAUUCCAUCCUUCCUCCACACCCCCCUAUCUUCGAUCUCACCCACACCUCGUCGCCAUCGGAAACAGCAGAUCUGGUGGUGAAUCGGCGGCGGCAAAAGUCUAUCAGCUCUCGCCCGCCACGGCGGCCUGGCAGAGCGUCGCUUCCGGCCUAUUCCGACCACCUCUCAGCACCGGGCGCCCGGAGAGACGCAUCAUAUUCAGACAUCAAGCGGCCGCGCACGUCGCCCACAAAAGAUCCUACCCCUAAACGACGCAGGACUCUCCAUAGAUCCGAUAUAUCGUACGGAACAGAAGAUGUCACCUCCGGGGCGGAUUCUAUCCAACUGGCGCGCCAGCAAAUGCAGUCGGCUCUUGCAAGGUUCCAGGAACAUACCCAGAACAGUGGCCAGUACGUCGAGGGAGUGGCCGGUGCGGCUGGAGGCCGCCAAUCGCUGCGUCCCCGGACUCCGACACCGAGUCAGCGAUCCUCGCAGCAGCGGGAGCGCCAGCCUCUUGCCGAGAUCGAGAGGUCGCCUGCUCGUUCCAGCAGGCACUCACAGCCUCCGGCGGCCGUCUCGGUGGGCGCCGCGGCGGUCGAGACCAACCGGAAGCCAUCCAUCAAGACCGAGGACUUUAUCAACGAGGCGAACAAGAUCAUGGCCAUGAUCCGCAGCAAGGCCGGCCUGCCAAGCGGACUCGCUAGCGUAGAGGAAUCGGACGAAGAAAAGGGCCAACCGUCGCCAGACCAGGAAGCAUCCUUCGAGGAAUCGACCCAGGAACGAUUCUCGCGGCCGCCCAGUCGCGAGGGACGCGCUCCCCUCAAGCGCCUGUCCGCAAAGCAGGAGGAUCCUGUGCUCGCCGAGCAGCUCAAGAAGUACGAAGAGGCCAGUGAUAUGGGUGACAUUCUCGCUUCAUCCGUACGCUUAGCUGGACGUCAGCAAGCCGCCCCUGCCGCCGAAGAACACGAGUCAGAAGCGCGGGCCGGCAAGCAAAGCCGAAACUCGGGUUCGGAGGCGGAGAUAGUCAGCGACCCACCCAACAUCCGCAUCUCUCGGAAUGCCGAUUGGCGAGACAGCCAGCCUGCAAAUGUCCCUGACAAUGGUGUGCCGUCCCAAGGCUCCGCCAGCUUCCCGACCCAGAGCACCGGGACGUUGUUCCCGUCUGGGUCAUCGAGGGGAUCGUCAAGAGGAUCCGAGGCGAGGAAAACGAUCAUGCCCGAAAGCGUGUCACACCUGAUACCGGACCAGGUUGGAAACAUGGUCCUGGACAGGCAGCGCAAUGUCUGGGUAAAGAGGAAGGGGUCGGCAGAGGCAGGAGGGAGUUUUGUGCAGUCCGAGGCCAGUGAGGAGGAUCCCUUUGCCGGGAUUCCUGACCUCUCCGUUGACGUCACAAAAGAAAUGCAAAACCUGCUCUUGACCGGCAAGAAGGAGUUUCCCCUUCAAGACCGACUCCCAGGCGCUAUGCAGGUCACCCCGUCGAAACCAGCCAGGGCGGCUUCGGCUACAAGGGCGGCCACGGACGCGGUGCCCGAGUCGCUGACCCACCGGCAACACGGGCACCCGAACCAGGCCGAAGAGGCUGUUGAGCAUGAAUUCCGCGUGAACGAGGGCCGCGUGAAGGAGCCUAGGCGACUCACCAUCACCUUCUCGUCCCCGGUUGCAUCCGUGAUCCAGGACGUCGCGGGCAUCGGUGAUACGGGAUCGGAGGAUAGCAUCCCUGACCAGGCUGCCGAAACGAUGCGCCGAGACCCACCAGCCCUAGGGGACCGGAGGACGGUAUCGGUCCACGGAGCGGCCAGGCACAAAUCUGGCCGGUCUCGCAGCACCUCACGCGGCCCGCCGCGUCACCUCUCCGUCAGGGGCCAGUCCUUGAUGGCGCGCCCCGUGUCCAGGAUCGACGAGAGGGACGAGGAGGCGAGUCCGGAUCGGUCGCAGGACCAAGAAGCUGCUUCUGGCAUGGAGCUCAGCGUUCUGGGAGACUUGAGCGUUGUCGGCCGCGAGGCAGACCACGGGCGACAAGCGAGCCUCAGUUUGCUCGUCGCUACCCCAACGCGGGCUCGAGAUUGCCCUGUUGCCGGCGUCGAUGCCGCCCCUGUCAUCAGCCAAUACGUCGGGACGUUCUCGCUCAGUCCGCUCUCCGAGUUCACGAUCCACCGUGCCGAGGAAACGCUGCCCCUGGAGGCCAGCUAUGUGGUUGAUAACCAUCGCUUUGUCACGGGCGACCAGUCCCGGCGUGUCAUGUCGGUGACCAUGCGCGAGCUCGUGGAUAAGCUCGCCGAGGUGGAACCCUUCGAGCCUUACUGGGAAGACAUGCGGGAGCUCGAGCUGCGCGACAAGGGCUUGAGCGCCCUGCACACCCUUGACGAGUUCUGCGGGCACCUGGAGAGCCUCGACGUGUCCAAGAACAAGAUUAGGAACCUUGGCGGCAUCCCUUCUUCGCUUCUUCAUUUGCGCAUGACGCACAACCAGCUUUCGAGCCUUACGGCGUGGAACCACUUGAUGAAUCUGCAGUACGUCGACGUCUCGAACAAUGAGCUCACCAGCCUGGCGGCGUUCAAGAACCUCGUCCAUCUGCGCAGCCUGAGGGUAGACAACAACCGGAUCACCAGCCUAGAUGGCAUCAAGUUCCACAAGGGCCUGCAGACGCUCCGCGCCCGCGGUAACCUCAUCGAAGAAGUCGACUUCGAGGGAAGCAAGCUUCAGCAGCUCACCGAGCUGGACCUCAAGGACAACCAGAUCACGCGAGUCGCCAACCUUGGCCAGCUGCCUGCUCUCACCUCGCUCAACCUCGAAGGCAACCAGCUCACGACGUUCGCGGUCGAGGCCAGCCAGCCGAUGCCGUCGCUCCGCUACCUCCGCCUCGCCGACAACAAGCUCACCACGCUCGCCGUCUCCCAGCUCCCGCACCUGCGCCUCCUCCACGCCGACCGCAACGCGCUCGUGCAGAUCGCCGGCCUGUCCCGGGCGCGCCGCAUCGAUAGCCUCUCGCUGCGCGAACAGCGCGGGGCGCGCCCGCUGGACCUGCCGCACCUGCUCGCCCGCGCGUACGAGGUCCGCAAGCUGUACCUGUCAGGCAACCUGCUCGGCUCGUUCGCGCCGCCGGUCGACCUGCUCAACCUGCAGCUGCUCGAGCUCGCCAACUGCGGCCUGGCCGCGCUGCCGGCCGACGUGGGCCUCAUGCUGCCCAACCUGCGCGUGCUCAACCUGAACAUGAACGCGCUGCGCGACCUCGCCCCGCUGCGCUGCGUGCCGCGCCUGAAGCGCCUGCUCGCCGCCGCCAACCGCCUCGCCGACCCCGUCGCCCUGGUCGCCCUGCUCGCCGGCUUCCAGCACCUCGCCGUGCUCGACCUAAGGGAUAACCCGCUCACGCAGGGCUUCUACGCACCGGUGCAGGUGCAGCAGGCGCGGGUGCACGUCCGCAACAACCACAACAACAACAACAGCAGCAGCAGCAGCAGCAGCAGCAAAGAGGAGGAGGCGGCAGCGGCAGAGCACGGGAAGGACGGGGACAGCGGCGUGCUCGGGGACGAGCAGUUCGUGCUGGGCGACCAGGACCCCGACCGCGACGCGCGCUACUGCGCCCGCCUGGACAUGGACACGCGCGUGCGGCGGCGGCUGUACGAGACCAUGAUCGGCAGCCGCUGCGGGAAGGUCAGGAUGCUGGAUGGUCUCCCGCUGGUGCACCAGAAGAGGAAAAAGACAAUGAAGGAGGGUGACGGCGGGGCCAACGGAGAGGAUGCCGGUGGUGCCCCCCUCCCGGAGGUGGUGGAGGAUGAUGUCGUCUGGCUUGCGAUGGCGGAGAAGGGGCUUGUCAAGGCCGCGCCCGCGCGGGUUGCGCAGGGGGAGGAGGAAACGGCAGCAGCGGCGGCGGCGGCUCGGAGUGCACGGUGGCCCGCUGAGGACAGCUUUGCGUGAGUGUCUCUGUGAGAGAGAGCUUGUUGGAGUUUCUGGUUUGUCGUCUGCUGCGGGCGUGUUGGUGUCUUGAUGGGCUUCACGGUGUUGACUCGGGUUUUCUUUCCACCCCGUUGUUCAUAUUCAUUCCCCUUGGUUGGCGGUAGGCGCGGCGGUGCCGGAGUGGGUGUUUACGGGGAAUCGCUUCUUGUUGUUUUCGGGUUUCACUAUUUGUACGGCUUGGGACGGACGGGCUCCCCGCUCGGGGAGGUGAAGGCUACAAGUACAGUACAGUACAGGACAGGACAGGAGAGUACCGGUCUGGUGUAUGGUUUAUUGUGCAUUGUACGGGUGGGUUUGGGGUAGAUCAGGAUAGUGGGUAACGGAGUA